AAUUCAGGCCUUGGACCUGGCUUCUCAGCAGUUAUCCCUGAGGGGGAAGACUCGGCUGGCUCCUGGAAAUGUGCUGAGAACCCACAGAGCUUCCCCACACCUUCAGAUUUGCACCUUGCUGCUCAGGAGGGACCUUUCCAACCUUCCUUCCCAGCCCACUAUGGCCAGUGCCAAUAGCAGUGCGGGCAUCCGUUGGUCCAGACAGGAGACACGAACUCUUCUCUCCAUACUAGGCGAGGCAGAGUAUAUCCAGCGCCUCCAGACUGUGCAUCACAAUGCAGAUGUCUAUCAGGCUGUGUCUAAGCGAAUGCAGCAGGAAGGCUUCCGCCGCACCGAACGUCAGUGCCGCUCCAAGUUUAAAGUUCUGAAGGCGUUAUAUUUAAAGGCCUAUGUGGCCCACGCCACCAGUAUGGGCGACCCACCACACUGUCCAUUUUAUGAUACAUUGGAUCAGCUUCUCCGAAAUCAGAUAGUGACUGACCCAGACAACUUAAUGGAGGACGCUGCUUGGGCCAAGCACUGUGAUCAGAAUUUAGUGGCCUCUGACAACCCAGGGGACGAGGGAACCAGCACCCUGAAAGCAAAAAGGACUCGGACAGCUGAUCAUCAGCCUUUCUUAAAAACAGUUAAGGAAUCAGAUGAGGAUUGUCAGCUGACAGUCAGUGACCAGAUGCGAGAAACCAGUGACCUUGAGGACUCCUGGGAUGAAUCCUCGGGUGCAGGGUGUUCUCAAGGGACCCCCAGCUACAGCAGCUCCCACAACCUUUUCAGAGGUUCACUGGCUCCCUGUCAGAGCAGCCCCAUGACCAGACUGGGCAUGUCGGGGGAGCCCAGUCCCUGCGCCAGCACCAGCUGCCACCCUCCUGGUGCAGCCUCCACACCGCGGCCUCCAGUCUCCUCUCCCAGAGUUGGCUUUGUUAAAACCAGUGAGCCCCCUCCAAAGUGGGCAAGGCGAAGAAGGCGGUCAGUGGCCAGAACUAUUGCAGCUGAGUUGGCAGAAAACAGGAGAUUGGCACGAGAACUUUCAAAGCGUGAGGAAGAAAAAUUGGACAGGCUGAUUGCUAUUGGUGAGGAGGCCAGUGCUCAGCAAGACACUGCCAAUGAGCUCCGCAGGGACGCUGUCAUCGCAGUCAGACGUUUGGCGACAGCAGUGGAAGAAGCAACUGGUGCUCUUCAGCUAGGGCUUGAAAAAUUGCUUCAGAGGUUGAUUUCGAAUACCAAAAGCUAGGAACCGAUUAUAAAAGGGCCCAUUUCCUAAACUGGGAGAAGUCUGGUUCCAACAUUUACCUUCUAGAACCCGGGCUCCUUUUCUUUGUCCUCAAAAAAAAGGUGGAUGAACCAUUAAUACGGAGAGUACUAGGGAUAUACUUGCUAGUUCCUUUCCCUAAGAUUCUCCACUAAUUGUAAGAGCUUUCAGAAAUGUGAGGGGUGGCCUAGUAGAAAAUGGAUGGGGUCCGAGUCCAAGAGAGCUAGUUUGUCCUGGCUUUUUCUCUCAUGUAAGGCAAUUUAGUUUACCUCUCGACAACAUUUUCCUCAACUGUAAAAUGGGCUUGAUAAUAACUCCUGCCCUGCCUACCUCACAGGGUUGUUGUGAGGGUCCAAUGGCUGAUAGAUGUGAAAGAUUUUAAAAGUUUAAAAACACUGUACACAUUUAAGUUAUUAAUGCACACGACCUUAGCUGCGGUAAGGCUAGGGUGAGGCACAUUAGUUUACAAGAUAGAGGAGUAUGGCUGUAUACGAUGACCUCGUUGCUUGAAUCUUUACUAGUUUAACUUGAAUGCUUCAUGGAGUUUGAGAUCUUAAUUUUUUAAAUCCCUCGGUGGCUCAUUAGACUAGUAUUGGUACAACAUGUAUUUGUACCUUUAUCUCUUCAUGUUCAUUGCUGUGUCUCCUAUGUACGUACUACGCAGUACUCUCAACAGACCAUCUUUCUCUCCUUUGUUUUACUAGUUCUUAGUCGCCUAUCAAUAAAAGGAUGUGAUUAGGAACCAACAGGGAGCCACAAUAGUAUGUUAUGGUUCAUAUUGGUAAUCUCUGUGAAAUACUGGCUGUUUUAAAUGUAAGCAAAUUCUUUACAGCCCUUAUUAUUUGGGUCCCUGUGGAUGCACAAAUUACAUCUUUAAAUUUUGGUUACCAUUUGAACAUUGUGGAAACCAUUCCGGGUAUGUUUCCAAUUUGCUUUUAGCUAAUUUCAUUUUCUGCUGUUUUUUUGUCUAGUACGUUGUAGAGAACAAACAACUAGACAACUUUCCUGCUAAGAAACUUAAGGAUACUUUUUCUUAAGUGUUGUGGACAGAAGUUCAUGUCCUUAAUGGCAUAUGGUGGAGAACAGCUUUGUUGCCCUUUUUGCUUUGGAAACACUAAAGGGUUGGAUGGAUCAGUUCUGCCUGUAGUAGAUGGCUCCUUUAAAGCACAAACCCUCAACAAGUACAUCACCCCCACACCACUUAUUUGGAAGAGAUGAAGGUGAUAAGCCAAACUUCCAAUUUACCUUAGAAUGGAAGCCAUUACUGGCUAUCACUGAGCUAACUUAAAGCUGUUAGGGUUUUCUUGGUGCUUUCAGGAAAUACAAAUAGGAAUCUUUGGGAUUUAAAAAGCUUCCUGCUGUCUCUAGAAGCUGGUGGGGGUGGGGGGGAAGUGGGCAUGUUGGGAGAGGUUUUGUUUUGAAUUUUGCUUGGGUGCUCAGUUAAGUGUAAGAAAUGGUCAACACAACAGUGGGACCAUACUUGGAACCGCGAAUAGAUGGCAGGCUAGGCAGCUGGUGUGGUAGAGUAUACUGGAAUCUAGUUAGAACCCCUGGAUCUCUGUUCUCUCUCUGUUUCAUCAAGCCGCUUGCCCUUUUCAUGCCUCGAUUUCUUCAUCUCUAAAUUGAGGGACUUGUACUAGGUGAUUUUUUUCUAGUACCUUCCAGUUCUAAAAAUGUUUUAAAUAGCAUAAUAAAAACAAGUGAAAGUGAAGUGAAUUUAAUUGUAAUGCUUUCAGUCAGGCAGCAUAUUAGUGUAUGUUGGAAAUACUAGUAACUAACAAUUGUAAGGUAGCAUUCUGUGGCACUAGUGUUUAUUAAUAUAUUCUUCAACUUCUAAGCACCACACCGGACCUACAGAUUCCUUACUUCUUAAAAAGGGUAUAUAUUCAGGCCUUGAAAUGGAUACAGAUGUAUACCUAAGUCAUUACAUGGAAGGAUAUGGGUCAGUUAUAACUGGACUUAACCCUAUUGUAGAUAGGUAGACUUUUCUGCAAAAACAGGGAAGUACUUGAAGGAGAGUUAGACCUAUAAACCUGUUAGUGGUAGCCAAGUACUUAGGCAGGAAUUUCUUGGAGCUGAGUGAAAUGCUGAAGCAUGGAAGUAGAGUUCAAGUUUGAAGAUAGCAUUGUGAAAAUCUAGUGAGUAAAGCGACCUAAAUGUGGGAGUAAAACUCAAGGGAAAGGUCCUGAGGAAGUAAACAGAAAAAUAGGCUAAAAGGAUGAAGGGAGACAGCGUUCAAGAAGACAAGCGGGUAUCUGCCGGGGCACCAGGGCCUGACCAUUACCAUCCGCAUCUUAGACUAGCCUUUCCACCAUUCUGUACCUCAGGUUCCGCAUCUAUGAAGUGGGAAACUCGUUAAUUGUUGUACCUACCUCACAGGGGUGUUGUGAGGACCAAAGGAGCAGCUGAAUGUAAGGGCACCGUCAUGUAACGGGAGUAUGUGAGAGCAUGUGAGUCCUGGGCUGUGCUGACCCCACGGGCUGCUGAUAAAGGUGAUAAAGUGGUAGGAUUAACUCUUCCUCCCAAAGACCGUUGAUGUAAAUGAGGUGCUAUGUAUACCAACCCCCACUGCCUUUGUUUUUAUGUUCAGUAAUCUAAUCCUGGUGUGGACAAAUAAAGUUUCUACUUGUA
Molecule: messenger RNA, 3877 nt
Organism: Nycticebus coucang (slow loris)
Lineage: Eukaryota; Metazoa; Chordata; Mammalia; Primates; Lorisidae
Gene: MSANTD7
Product: Myb/SANT DNA binding domain containing 7
Exons: 2
Coding region: 161-1228 (355 amino acids)
Source: RefSeq, a predicted model, not a curated record